AUGUCUUUCGAGAAGUUUUGUGGCAGUCCCUUCUGGGACAGUGAGCUUGUGUGGGACGAAAACAAUCCCGAUCUUACGUUCUGCUUCCAACGAGUCAUACUACAAUGGGUGCCGUGCUUGUUUCUGUUCGUGUUCACGGUGUACGACAUCUUCAAAAUAACCGAAAGCAGAUACAGGGACAUUCCUUGGAACUGGUACAACCUCUCCAAGAUGCUUGUGAUAUUUCUUCUGAUGUGCAUGUCGUGGAUCGAUCUGGGAAUGAUUGUGAGCUACCAGGAUGAACAAGGACUGUAUGAUGUGCAGAUAUUGACGGCAGUGUUCAAUGCUUUGGCUUAUAUCGAUCUCUUGGUGUUGCUGUUCUUCAUGCGCCAAUAUGGGGUCCGCACCUCGGGAACCAUGUUCAUCUUCUGGUUCUUGCGGAUGUUCUUCGGUAUCAUUCAACUGCGUACGGAAGUGAUGAAGAAUGAUGAAAGGCCAAACUCCAUCGGAUCCGGAGACACCGUUGACUUCUGGGAGUACCAAUACGUCAGUUACAUCAUCCAGUACUCGUUCAUCUGUUUGAUGCUGGUGUUGGAGCUGCUUCCUGAUAAGGCACCCACGGCCAGCGAUUACCCGAAGAGCCCCAAGCCUAGCCCUGAACUACGAUCGAGUUUUUUCGGCAAGUUGCUCUUUCUUCACUUUGAUUCGUUCGCUUGGAAAGGCUUUCGAAGGCCACUCACGAUGGACGACAUGUAUGACAUCAACCCGCAGGAUGCCUCGCGGGAGCUGGUACCACCGUUCGAUAAGCAUUGGAAGGCCAGCGUUGAAAGCGGCCGCAAACGGCAGAUAGUUGCCAAUCGAAAGGCAGGAAAACCCGCCGUCGAGUCGAAACCGCACGCACCCUCGAACGGUUCCGUGCUCUAUACCAUGAUUCGGGCCUACGGUGGUCCGUUCUGGUUUGCCGGAAUGCUCCAGCUGGCGAUAUCGGGUCUUCAGUUCGCGUCACCUUAUCUCAUGCAGGAGCUGAUGGCAGUUAUCGCACUUGAUGAACCCGUAUGGAAAGGGUUAUUGUUAACGUUCGGAUUAUUCGGUGCGUCGUUGCUACUGGGGCUCUUCAACGGGCAGUAUUUGUACAAUACCUUUCUCGCUGGAUUCCGCAUUCGUACGGGACUGAUAAGUGCCAUCUAUCGGAAGGCGUUGCGGAUAUCUAGCGCCGCUAAGAAGGAUACCACCGUCGGAGAGAUUGUGAACUUGAUGGCCGUCGAUGCUCAGAAAUUUUUUGAGUUGACCUCAUACCUGCACAUUCUGUGGUCCGCGUUGCUCAUUAUCGGUUUAUGUGUGUACCUCCUGUACGACAUUCUCGGUGCGGCCGUGUUCGCCGGUCUGGCGGUGAUGGUGUUAAUUAUGCCGGUAUCUGGAGUGGUGGCAGCGAAGAUGAGAAGCUGUCAAGUCGCCCAAAUGAAGCUGAAAGAUGAUCGUGUCAAGAAGAUGAACGAGAUCCUCGGUGGCAUUAAGGUGCUGAAGCUUUACGCAUGGGAACCUAGCUUCCAGGAAACCAUUCUGAGCGUACGUUCAGAAGAAAUAGGAAUCCUCAAGAAGAUGGCGUACUACGGUGCCGGAAUCUAUUUCACCUUCACGAUCGCGCCUUUCCUCGUCACCUUAGUGUCGUUUGCGGUGUAUGUCCUGAUGGAUGAAGAAAAUAUCCUCGAUCCUCAGACCGCCUUCGUAUCACUCGCCCUCUUCAACAUCAUGCGAUUCCCUCUCGGCAUGUUCCCGAUGGUGGUGACGUUCUCCAUGCAAGCCUGGGUAUCUGUGAAGCGUAUCGACAAGUUCCUCAACAGCGCCGAGCUCGAUCCAAACAACGUCACACACAAAAAGAGUGAUGAGGCUCUCACUAUCAAGGAUGGAACCUUCUCUUGGGGUGACGAAACGCCUACUUUGAAGAAUAUUAACCUCUCCUUGCACAAGGGGCAGUUGUCGGCGAUCGUUGGUACUGUCGGUACAGGAAAAAGUUCCCUGAUGUCUGCUCUGUUAGGAGAGAUGGAAAAAUUGAGCGGAGAGGUCAAUACAGAUGGAACGAUUGCGUACGUGCCUCAACAGGCGUGGAUCCAAAAUGCCACCCUUCGGGAUAACAUUCUAUUCGGAAAACCCUUCGACCAGAAGAAGUAUGAUAACGUCAUCGAGUGUUGUGCUCUGAAGCCCGAUUUGGCGAUGCUCCCUGGUGGAGACUCUACGGAGAUUGGUGAGAAGGGUAUCAACCUUUCCGGAGGACAGAAACAGCGUGUUGCGUUGGCUCGAGCUGUGUAUGCUGAUUCUGAGGUCUAUCUGUUCGAUGAUCCUCUUAGCGCCGUGGAUGCCCACGUAGGAAAGCACAUCUUUGAGAAAGUGAUCGGACCAUCGGGAAUGCUGGUAGGAAAAUCGCGACUGCUCGUCACUCACGGAAUAUCGUAUCUGCCUUUUGUGGAAAACAUUUUCGUCAUAAAAGAAGGGGAGAUCUCGGAGAGCGGAUCUUACCAGCAACUCCUCGACCAGAAGGGAGCGUUUGCUGAAUUUUUAAAUCAACACAUUAAUGAGCUUGACGACGAAGACGAAGGUAACAUUCGCUAGUCAACGAAACAUUAUUUCUACAUAACUAAUGUAAAUGUUUUCACAAUCCCUUCUCUAGAGAUAACACUGAUUCAAGAAACAUUGAAUGAUGAGUCUCUUCAUGGCGUUAUUAAACGAGCACUUUCCGUGAGAUCCAAUCGAUCGAACGGCAGCAACGGAAGUCAACGAAAGAAGCCCAUCAGUAGGCAGGAGUCAAAGCAAAGUGUCCAGAGCAAAUCAAAGGACGUCAUACCAAACCGUGCCAAUUUGAUUGGUGUUGAAGAAUCAGCUACUGGGGCCGUUACAUGGGAUGUCUACCGAAAGUACAUCAAAUCGAUCGGAUUUCAGUUCGGCUUUUGGUCCGUACUGUUCAGCGCCAUCAAUCAAGGAAGUGGUAUCUUCUCCAACUUGUGGCUCACAGAUUGGUCCGAAGAUCGGGAGGCGGCGACGGACACAUCGGUGCGCGAUAAAUAUCUCGGUGUUUACGGCGCAAUGGGAGCUGUACAAUCGAUUGCCCUAUUCUUGGGCUCGGUUUUGAUUGCACUUGGAUGUCUUAAGGCGGCCCGCGAAUCCCAUGAUAAACUGCUUGAAAGCUCCAUGCGUAUGCCGAUGUCCUUCUUUGAUACAACGCCCCUCGGAAGAAUCAUCAAUCGUUUCUCCAAAGAUGUCGACGUCGUGGACAAUGUGCUUCCUAUGACAAUCCGUGCGUGGUUGCUGUUCCUGUUCAGUGUGAUCGGUGUGUUUGUGGUGAUCGGUAUUUCAACCCCGAUCUUCCUAGCCGUGGUGCCACCUCUGAUGGUGGUAUAUUAUUUCGUUCAGCGGUUUUAUAUCGACACAUCCCGUCAACUGAAGCGCUUGGAGUCGGUCACCCGCAGUCCGAUCUAUUCCCACUUCGGGGAAAGCAUCGGCGGCCAGUCCACUAUCCGUGCGUAUGGGCAGCAGGAACGAUUCACCCAAGAAUCAGAGAGGCGUGUGGACUACAAUCAACUCGUUUCGUAUCCAACGAUAAUCGCCAAUCGAUGGCUUGGCAUUCGUCUCGAUCUUGUGGGAAGUUUGGUGGUCCUAUUUGCUGCAUUGUUUGCUGUAUUGGCACGGGAUUCUAUUGGGCAAGCUACGGUUGGAUUGUCCAUCAGUUAUGCCCUCCAGAUUUCGCACGUCCUCAGUUUACUCGUGCGCAUGACAUCUGAGGUUGAGACCAACAUUGUGGCUGUCGAACGAUUGGAAGAGUACACCGAUCUUCCUCGGGAGGCGGAAUGGCAGAAAGGAACUGUGGUUAAAAAUUGGCCUGAUAAUGGACAGGUUGAAUUCAAGGACUAUCAGAUCCGGUAUCGCGAUGGACUAGACCUCGUUAUUCGAGGUAUUUCCCUCAGCGUUCAAGGAGGAGAAAAGAUUGGUAUCGUUGGUCGUACUGGCGCAGGAAAGUCCAGUCUUACACUUGGUCUCUUCAGAAUUGUCGAAGCGGCCGGUGGACAAAUCAUCAUCGAUGGACUCGACAUUUCCUCCAUGGGACUCCAUCAACUGCGCAGCCGGUUGACUAUCAUUCCUCAAGAUCCGGUUCUCUUCUCCGGAACGCUCCGGAUGAAUGUGGAUCCCUUCAAUAACUUCAGCGACGAUCAAGUGUGGAAAGCACUGGAGCUAUCCCAUCUGAAAGCCUUCGUUAAGGGUCUUGCAGCUGGUUUGGCUCAUGAGAUCGCAGAGAAUGGCGAGAAUCUUUCCGUCGGCCAACGUCAACUUGUCUGUUUAGCGAGAGCGAUCCUUCGUAAGACGAAGGUGUUGAUCCUGGAUGAGGCAACGGCCGCGGUGGAUCUGGAAACGGAUGAUUUGAUUCAGAAAACAAUCCGAACGGAGUUCGCCGACUGUACGAUCCUCACCAUCGCCCAUCGAUUGAACACCAUCCUCGAUUCCGAUCGUGUCCUGGUCCUCGACAAGGGUCUCGUAGCCGAGUGUGACUCACCGCAGAACCUGCUCGCGAACAAAGAGUCGAUAUUCUACGGUAUGGCGAAGAACGCGGGGAUUCGGCAAACGGCGACGGUAGGGGCCACUAUCGAUGGCAAUUGUAGGCACGCUACGUACGAAGGCUCGUAUCGGGACAAUAAAAACGGCGAUAAGGGCUACCACCAUCGGUGUCCAGCGCACCUGCAAAGGUCCACGAUGACCUUCGAGGAUUUCUGUGGCAGUCCCUUUUGGGACGAAGAGUUCGUGUGGGACGAAAACAAUCCCGAUCUUACGUUCUGCUUCCAACGAGUCAUACUACAAUGGGUGCCGUGUUUGUUUCUGUUCGUGUUCUCGGUGUACGACAUCUUCAAAAUAACCGAAAGCAGAUACAGGGACAUUCCUUGGAACUGGUACAACCUCUCCAAGAUGCUUGUGAUAUUUCUUCUGAUGUGCAUGUCGUGGAUCGAUCUGGGAAUGAUUGUCAGCUACCAGGAUGAACAAGGACUGUAUGAUGUGCAGAUAUUGACGGCAGUGUUCAAUGCCUUGGCUUAUAUCGAUCUCUUGGUGUUGCUGUUCUUCAUGCGUAAAUAUGGAGUCCGCACCUCGGGAACCAUGUUUAUGUUCUGGUUCUUGCGGAUGUUCUUCGGUAUCAUUCAGCUGCGUACGGAAGUGAUGAAUAAUGAUAAAAGGCCAAACUCCAUCGGAUCCGGGGAUACGGUCGACUUCUGGGAGUACCAAUACGUCAGUUACAUCAUCCAAUACUCGUUCAUUUGCCUAGCGCUGGUGAUGGAACUGUUCCCUGAUCAGGCGCCCACGGUCAGCUACUACCCGGAGACGAAAAAUCUCAACCCGGAACUGAAGUCCAGCUUCUUCGCUAAACUGCUGUUCAUAUACUUCGAUUCGUUCGCCUGGAAGGGCUUCCGUAAGCCGCUUACCAUGGAGGAUAUGUACGACAUCAAUCCGCAGGACACGGCAGCCGAACUGGUACCACCGUUCGACAAGUACUGGGACAUGAGUGUCGUCAAUGGGCGCCAGAAGCAGAUCGCCGCGGACAAGAAGGCGGGCAAAAAGAACGUCGAGUACAAACCGCACUCGGAAACGGAUGGAUCAUCUCUUUACGCGAUGGUGCGCGCGUACGGAGCCCCCUUCUGGUUCGCCGGAAUGCUCCAGCUAGCGAUAUCGGGCCUUCAAUUUGCCUCACCUUAUCUCAUGCAAGAAAUGAUGGCCGUUAUUGCACUCGAUGGUCCGCUUUGGAAAGGCUGGUUGCUGACUAUUGCACUCUUCAUUGCCUCGUUACUGCUGGCUUUGCUGAACGGACAGUAUUAUCUGAACACCUUCCUCAGCGGAUUCCGCAUUCGUACGGGUCUGGUCAGUGCGAUCUACCGCAAGGCAUUGCGCAUAUCGAGUGCUGCCAAGAAGGACACCACCGUCGGCGAGAUCGUGAACCUGAUGGCCGUCGAUGCACAGAGGUUCUUCGAGCUGACUUCGUACCUGCACAUCCUUUGGUCGGGUAUUCUAAUCAUCGCAGUUUGCGUGUACCUUCUCUAUGAUAUUCUCGGUGCGGCCGUGUUCGCCGGUCUCGGAGUGAUGAUUUUGAUCACCCCUGUAUCGGGUGUAAUUGCUACCAAGAUGCGUGACGCUCAGGUUGCUCAGAUGAAGAUCAAAGAUGAUCGUGUCAAGAAGAUGAACGAGAUCCUCGGUGGCAUUAAGGUGCUGAAGCUAUACGCAUGGGAACCGAGCUUCCAGGAUAACAUUUUGACCGUACGUGCAGAAGAAAUAGGAAUCCUCAAAGCCAUGGCGUACUACGGUGCCGGAAUCUAUUUCACCUUCACGAUCGCGCCUUUCCUCGUCACCUUAGUGUCGUUUGCGGUGUAUGUCCUGAUGGAUGAAGAAAAUAUCCUCGAUCCUCAGACAGCCUUCGUAUCGCUGGCAUUGUUCAACAUUCUCCGUUUCCCAUUGGGUAUGUUGCCUAUGAUGGUGACGUUCUCCAUGCAAGCCUGGGUAUCUGUGAAGCGUAUCGACAAGUUCCUCAACAGCGCCGAGCUCGAUCCAAACAACGUGACCCACAAAAAGAGUGAUGAAGCUCUCACUAUCAAGGAUGGAACCUUCUCUUGGGGUGACGAAACGCCUACUUUGAAGAAUAUUAACCUCUCCUUGCGCAAGGGGCAGUUGUCGGCGAUCGUUGGUACUGUCGGUACAGGAAAGAGUUCCCUGAUAUCUGCUCUGUUAGGAGAGAUGGAAAAGAAAAGUGGAGAAGUCAAUACAGAUGGAACGAUUGCGUACGUGCCACAACAGGCGUGGAUCCAAAAUGCCACCCUUCGGGAUAACAUUCUUUUCGGAAAACCCUUCGACCAGAAGAAGUAUGACAACGUCAUCGAGUGUUGUGCUCUGAAGCCCGAUUUGGCGAUGCUCCCGGGUGGAGACUCUACGGAGAUUGGUGAGAAGGGUAUCAACCUUUCCGGAGGACAGAAACAGCGUGUCGCCUUGGCUCGAGCUGUGUAUGCUGAUUCUGAGGUCUAUCUGUUCGAUGAUCCUCUUAGCGCCGUGGAUGCCCACGUAGGAAAGCACAUCUUCGAGAAAGUGAUCGGACCAUCGGGAAUGCUGGUAGGAAAAACGCGACUCCUCGUCACUCACGGAAUAUCGUAUCUGCCUUUUGUGGAAAACAUUUUCGUCAUAAAAGAAGGGGAGAUCUCGGAGAGCGGAUCUUAUCAGCAACUCCUCGACCAGAAGGGAGCGUUUGCUGAAUUCCUUACACAGCACAUCCAAGAUCUGGAAGAUGUCGAUGAGGAAGAACUUAUACAAACGUUUAACCUUACUAUUUCCUCACCAGAAAUCAAGCUUAUUCAAGAGUCUCUGAAGGAUGAAACUGCACAGAAGAUCGUACAGCGCGCAAUGUCUGUCCGGUCGAAUCGAUCGGAUGGAAGUAAUGGUAGUCAGAGGCGAAAACGUAUCAGUCGGCAGGAGUCAAAACAGAGUGCUAAAAAGGAAGAACCCGUGAUACAAAACCUGGACCUUGCGACACUGAUUGAAAAGGAAGAAUCUGCAACCGGGGCCGUCACUUGGGCGGUGUAUAAGAAGUAUGUGUCCGCUAUUGGUUUCCAGUUCGGCUUUUGGUCGGUUGUGUUCAGUGCCAUCAAUCAGGGUGCCGGAAUCUAUUCGAGUAUGUGGUUAACCGAUUGGUCUGAGGAUCCGGAAGCGAUUACGGAUACAUCGGUUCGAGAUAUGUAUCUCGGAGUUUACGGUGCUCUUGGAGGUGUGCAGUCCAUCGCUUUGUUCAUCGGAUCUGUUCUGUUGGCUUUGGGAUGUCUUAAGGCGGCCGCAGAAGCACACGACAAGCUGCUGGAAAGCUCUAUGCAUAUGCCUAUGUCGUUCUUCGACACAACACCCCUGGGACGAAUCAUCAAUCGAUUUUCUAAGGACGUGGACGUCGUGGAUAAUAUCCUCCCAGCGACGAUUCGCGCCUGGCUGCUGAUGUUGUUCAGUGUGAUCGGUGUGUUUGUGGUGAUCGGUAUUUCAACCCCGAUCUUCUUGGCCAUCGUUCCACCACUGCUCAUCAUCUACUACUUCGUGCAGCGGUUUUACAUCGAAACCUCGCGCCAAUUGAAGCGAUUGGAGUCGGUCACUCGCAGUCCGAUCUACUCCCACUUUGGCGAGAGUAUAGGAGGACAGUCGACUAUCCGUGCGUAUGGGCAGCAGGAACGCUUCAUAAAGGAGUCCGAGUACCGAGUGGAUUACAACCAGGUAGUGACGUAUCCAACGAUCCUUGCCAACCGUUGGCUGGGUGUCCGGCUGGAAAUGAUAGGCAGUUUGGUGGUCUUGUUUGCGGCAAUGUUUGCCAUCCUGGCUCGAGACACAAUCGGUCAAGCCACGGUUGGAUUGUCCAUCAGUUAUGCACUCCAGAUUUCCAACGUACUCAGCUUCCUCGUGCGCAUGACGGCUGAAGUCGAGACCAACAUUGUGGCUAUUGAGCGAUUGGAAGAAUACACCGUACUUCCCCGGGAGGCAGAAUGGAAAAAGGGUACGGUCGACAAGGCAUGGCCUGCGGAUGGCAAGGUCGAGUUCAAGGACUAUCAGAUCCGAUACCGUGAAGGACUAGAUCUCGUUAUUCGAGGUAUUUCCCUCAGCGUUCGAGGUGGCGAGAAGAUUGGUAUCGUUGGUCGUACUGGUGCAGGAAAGUCCAGUCUUACACUUGGUCUCUUCAGAAUUGUCGAAGCGGCCGGUGGACAAAUCAUCAUCGAUGGACUCGACAUUUCCUCCAUGGGACUCCAUCAGCUGCGCAGCCGGUUGACUAUCAUUCCUCAAGAUCCGGUUCUCUUCUCCGGAACGCUCCGGAUGAACGUGGAUCCAUUCAAAAACUACAGCGAUGAUCAAGUGUGGAAAGCACUGGAGUUGUCCCAUCUGAAGGCCUUCGUGAAAGGACUUACGGCUGGUUUGGAACAUGACAUCGCAGAGAAUGGCGAGAAUCUUUCUGUUGGCCAACGUCAACUUGUCUGUUUAGCGAGAGCGAUCCUUCGUAAGACGAAGGUGUUGAUCCUGGAUGAGGCAACGGCCGCGGUGGAUCUGGAAACGGAUGAUUUGAUUCAGAAAACAAUCCGCACGGAGUUCGCCGACUGUACGAUCCUCACCAUCGCCCAUCGAUUGAACACCAUUCUGGACUCCGAUCGUGUCCUGGUCCUCGACAAGGGUCUCGUAGCCGAGUGUGACUCACCGCAGAACCUACUGGCCAACAAGGAAACCAUAUUCUACAGCAUGGCAAAGAACGCUGGUAUCGUCAGCUAA
Molecule: messenger RNA, 9279 nt
Organism: Anopheles coustani
Lineage: Eukaryota; Metazoa; Arthropoda; Insecta; Diptera; Culicidae
Exons: 14
Biological process (GO): transmembrane transport
Cellular component (GO): membrane
Molecular function (GO): ABC-type transporter activity; ATP hydrolysis activity; ATP binding
Source: RefSeq, a predicted model, not a curated record